GGAUACCUACAUAUGGAGUGUACUGAUAGCUGAUAUAAAUUCACAAAUCGGUACAUUUCGACAAAUCAAAGACCAGGGAAUCUUUCUUGGCCCAGCUACAAUCUUCGCGUCUCCCUCUUCAUGAACUUUGACUUUGCCCAAAUAAUGAUUCUUUGCAUGUAGAGUGGUGACAACAAAUACCAUCUAGCAGCUAUUGAGUGAGUACUGGUGUACUAGCUGCGAAGGACCGUGCCAUCCACCACCCGACCCUAGUUACUUUCCUGUCGCCGAUUCAAUCUUUGUCACCUUCCCCAACUUCAACCCUUCUUCCCGUUACCCCAAAACAACAACAGCUAGCUUUUUACCAAUCCUCUCACAAAGAUGUCUGCACAAACCGGUUCUGCGGCCGCCAUCGGCGAUAAAGGCAAAGGCAAGAGUGCUGCUGAGCCCCAAGAUGUCACCAUGGGUGAGGGCGGCGAUGAUAGCUCCAGCGAGGAGGAAGUUGAUGAUGAUGCCCCACCGCCAGCUGAAGAGGUCGAGGAGGAAGCUUCAGACAACGAAAUCGACAAAUCGAAUAUCAUUCAAGGUCGUCGCACUCGUGGCAAGCAAAUCGACUUUGCUGCCGCUGCCAAAGAUCUUCCAGCCGACGAUGAUGAGGAUGAGGAUGAUGACUUUCAAUCUGAGGGCGAGGAAGAUGAUGAGAUGGGCGGAAACUAAGGGAGAAUGACGAUUGCAUUUUUGGUAGAUUGGAGGAAUUCGAUUCACUCGAUAAUCACUCAUUUUCGCCGAAUUUCAAGACCUUUUCCAUCAUCGCAUUCACGCUCGUACUUAAUGAUACCACAUCUUUCCGUUUCUUCACCAAAAUUUCACGACGCUAGGCAUAUGAUUUGAACGAUUGAUAUGGGACAUCAAGGGAACUGGGGGGAGGGGUUGGAGGGAAGAUGUUUUUCAGCACAAGCAUGUGUGUACUUCUAGAUACCAAACAAAAGGGGCGUCCAUUGCACAUUGCAUCCAGUUCAAAUCUCCAAAACCACGAAAUUUGCCCA
Botrytis cinerea B05.10 is the source of this 1025-nucleotide messenger RNA. RefSeq lists its product as hypothetical. The transcript is spliced from 3 exons. The record is from RefSeq and is a predicted model, not a curated record. Lineage: Eukaryota; Fungi; Ascomycota; Leotiomycetes; Helotiales; Sclerotiniaceae. Bases 361 to 696 code for a protein of 111 amino acids.